ACGUGGUUCGCAACUUCCGGUUUGUUCAUUGUAAACGCGUCGGGAACGGUCUGUAACGUUGAUUCUGAUAAAGAAGUUGAUUUUCAUUCUAAUCUAAUAUUCAGUCGAUUUGACUGCUCUGAGACUUUUUGUGGAAGUAAUGGGUAAUUUUAUAGUUUUUCUUCGUGUGUUUUUUGACGCGUAAAUAUCGAUUCUAAAUAGAACAAAGGAUUUGAGACACACAUUCUUAGGAACACAUCCAAGAUGGCUGCCGGCUUAUCGAAAUGCGUCAAUUAACAUAUUUUCUCUCUCUUCAAAUUAGAUAACACCCAGAUGGCGGAAGAAGAAGUCAAACCGAGCGCUAUCGUCGAGAACUGCAAUGGUGACACCGAUAUGAAAUCUGUAGAAAGUAAACAAAGGUAAUAAAUAAUUUUUUGAAUUCUUGCAAUGUUUACUUUUUUCUACAGAAAGUCAAUAAUUAUUAGAAUGCAAUGUAUUAAACAGAAUUACUUAUAUUUUUAGUAGGCUAACAUAAGUUUUGUAUGUAGAAUAAAAAAUAAUACCGGAAAGGCAUUAAAUAUUCUUAUGGACAACAAUUAAGUUAAAGUUUUAAAGUUACACUAUUAGAUUUAUAAUUAUGCAGUGUUUACUGUUCUCAAUAGGUUUGUGCCUACUAUAAUAAGUAAUGCAUUAAAAUUACAUUAACUUCUCUUGUUAAACAUUGUGAGAUUUGUUGACAUUAUUUUAAUGCUAUAUUUUAUUAAUCCAAUGACGAAGCAAGUCAAGAAAGCUAUUUAAAAGAGACUUUAUUGAUUAAAUGUGUGAUGUUGUUUUUCGUGCAGCGUUAAUUUUCUCUUAAAAGCCAUAUUUUUCUAAUGCGUUAAACUCCUUUGACAAACAGUCUAAACGAUGCAAGCAUGAAGCGGAAACUGUCGAUCGAUGAACCUGAGAUCGCAAAACGCCCAAAACAGGAAACCGAUAAGGAAAAUGUGCCAGAUGUAGUAUUAGUGUCAGAUGAUGAAAAUGGCGGUGGUGUUGACGAGCUAUUAAAUAAAAAGAGGAAAUUGCAAGAGCAGCUUCGAAAUCACGAAGCAACGCUGGUUCUAUUAAAGAAAAUAAGAAGUUCCCAAAUGACUCCACAAUUAACUCAAAAUAACGAUCGCAAAAAUUCAUCUUCUCACGCAACUCCAACUCCACCAAGUGUUGUCAACAACAAUAAUAAUAACAGCAACAGCAAAGAUAUUAUUAAACAAAGUAGAACUCCUACUCCAGUUCAACGUACUCAAAAGUCAGUUGUUACAGAUCAAAAUCGAGCAGCCGCUAAAUUAGCUUUAAGAAAAGAAUUAGAAAAAACGCUAUUACAAAUACCCCCUCCUAAACCACCCCCUCCAGAAAUGAAUUUCUUACCAUCUCUUUGUAGUACGGAUUUUGGAAUGCUAUUAGGUUUGGAGGAAGUUGUCAAAGCUAUAAGAGAAUCCUCAAGCGAAAAGCCCGACGUUAAAUAUGUAUUCAAUCCUUUCACUUGUAUACAGUGUAGUACAGAUUAUACACCAGUCUGGAAAAGGGACAAACCCGGAUCAAAAUCUGUUAUAUGCGAGCAGUGUGUAACAAAUAAUCAGAAGAAAGCUCUUAAGCAGGAGCAUACAAAUCGUUUGAAAACCGCUUUUGUAAAAGCUCUUCAACGAGAACAAGAAAUAGAACAGAAAUUAGCUCAAGGUAUUGUAAAAGAUACACCUAUCGCCGCAACACCUGCACCUUCAACUCCUACUCCGACGAAUACGCAUGCUAGUACGCAUUCGCAUUCACAUACGAAGACUUCGUCAUCGUCGUCUAGUUCAGAGAGACCUCAAAGCUCUAGGGAAAAACCGUCUUUAAGCAUACCUCCGGUUUCAUCAGUAUCCGCUCACACGGCUGCUGUCCAAGCACAAGUUCAAGCUGCUCUCAGCUUCCAAUCAAUGCAACAACAAGCUGUGGCUGCAUUAGCAAAUUAUAAGCUAACUCCUGAGCAAAUUCGUCAACAACAAACGUUACUGAUACAAACUCAGCAAGCUCAGCUUCGACUUCUACAGCAACACCAACAGAGUUUAUUUCAAAAUUCUUCUAGGAGUUUAGCAACUAUGGGUUCUUCCUACUCUCCACAACAGUUAGCCAAAAUGGCUGAUAUACAAAGGCAGUUUUUUAUGGAUAUGAUGCCGGGCUUAACUAGCAGCUCUUCGAGACAUUCAAAUUUGUGGAAAAGUUAA
Messenger RNA from Dimorphilus gyrociliatus, 2222 nucleotides. The record is from the annotation of a GenBank genome assembly. Lineage: Eukaryota; Metazoa; Annelida; Polychaeta; Dinophilidae.